This is a messenger RNA of Cyprinodon variegatus (sheepshead minnow), 4392 nucleotides long. It is a transcript of the gene skor1a, whose product is annotated as SKI family transcriptional corepressor 1 homolog-B-like. NCBI's taxonomy places the organism in Eukaryota, Metazoa, Chordata, Actinopteri, Cyprinodontiformes, Cyprinodontidae. Gene Ontology annotation, molecular function: DNA-binding transcription factor activity, RNA polymerase II-specific; RNA polymerase II cis-regulatory region sequence-specific DNA binding; SMAD binding. Gene Ontology annotation, biological process: negative regulation of transcription by RNA polymerase II; negative regulation of BMP signaling pathway. The transcript is spliced from 9 exons. The coding region runs from base 229 to 2496 and encodes 755 amino acids. Gene Ontology annotation, cellular component: transcription regulator complex; nucleus. The record is from RefSeq and is a predicted model, not a curated record.
CUCAAACAGGAUGGAGGUCCUGCGCGUCGCUGCUGUUUCUUCCUGAGCUUCAGCCAACUGAGAGAAAGUUUGCAGUUUUUUUGUGCUUUUUUCCUGCGUUUUUAUCACCGUUUUCUAUCCGGACAAAAAUAUUCUCCAAAUUUCCUCUCCUUACUUUUUUUUAUUUUAUUUCUUUCACCAAACAUCGCUGGAGCGUCUUGUCUUUUUAGAAGAGGAAGGCUUCCAGGGAUGGAGUCGAUGCCCGGACAUCUUGGAGACGCGGGACGAGACGCCAGCUCUUCCCCGAGUUUAAAGCAAGACGCUCCGAGCUUUUCCAGCCCCAACUCCCUCAAACCGAACCAAGUGAGUGAGACCUCCCUGUACGGGGUGCCCAUCGUGUCUCUGGUCAUAGAUGGGAAGGAGAGACUCUGCCUUGCACAGAUUUCCAACACCCUUCUGAAAAACUACAGCUACAACGAGAUCCACAACCGCCGGGUGGCUCUGGGCAUCACCUGCGUGCAGUGCACGCCCGUCCAGCUGGAGCUCCUGAGGCGCGCAGGGGCCAUGCCCAUCUCAUCCAGGCGCUGCGGGAUGAUCACCAAACGGGAGGCCGAGCGCCUCUGCAAGUCCUUCCUAGGAGCGCACAGCCCUCCGAAGCUGCCAGAGAAUUUCGCCUUUGACGUGUCCCAUGAAUGCGCCUGGGGCUGCAGAGGCAGCUUCAUCCCCGCCAGAUACAACAGCUCCAGGGCCAAGUGCAUCAAAUGCAGCUUUUGCAACAUGUAUUUCUCCCCGAAUAAGUUUAUUUUUCACUCUCAUCGCACUCCAGAGUCCAAGUACCUGCAGCCGGACGCGGCUAACUUCAAUUCGUGGAGAAGGCACCUGAAACUGACGGACAAGAAACAGUCAGAGGAUAUAAACCACGCGUGGGAGGAUGUUAAGGCCAUGUUCAACGGGGGGAGCAGAAAGAGGACUCUUCCCAUGAGCGGCUCGGGAAUGUCUUCAUCGUUGAAGUCGCAGACCUCCUCCAGUUUGGCUCCAACUAGUUCCCCUGAGAUCCCCCACAAAACUUUACGGUGCGACGAGGAGCAGGGAAGCAAUAAUUUAAGUUUGGCUGGAGGCGCGCGGAGCUACCCGGUCAUCCCUGUGCCCAGCAAGAGCUUUGGCAUGCUGCAGAAGAUCCCCCCACCCCUAUUCCCCCAUCACCCCUAUGGUUUCCCCAGCUAUGGGCUGUGUCAGAAAAAGAGCGACGCAGUGACUGAUGGGAACAAAUCCGCGGUUCCGGGUGUGUUCUGGCCCGGAGCCAAGGACUCCCUCUACCCCGCUUUCCCCAUGUUCUGGCCCACAGCAGGAGGCCUGCCCAUGCCACCCUACCCGGGCGCCCCACCUAAACCUCCAACUGAGCGUCCGGGUGUCCGGCAAACUGAGUUGGACCUUUCUGACCAAAGCGAUCGGGGCGCAAACACACCCAAAGACACAACCCCGCAUCCUCACCAUGAGCGCAGCCCGAGCUCCCAGUCCUCCUCCACUAGAAACGACGAGGACAGAUCCGGAGACGAGGCCUCUCAGAGGAAGAUCAGCUACAUCUCAGCCUUCAGACCCGUGGUCAAAGACGCGGAAACGAUCGCCAAACUCUACGGCAACCGGGACGGGUUCGGCGCGCGUCCCGGCUACCUGUCCCCGGAUUUCAUCAGCGAGAGCUCCAGCUACAGAUCGGCGUCCCCGGACAGGGACAGCGUAGUGGACGAUGAGGACGACGAUCCAGACGUGGACGUGGAAUCCAACCGGGGUCCGGAGGAGGAGGAGUCCAUCCGGAUCUCACCGGGUGGGGAUGUCCGAGGCUCCCCUGCGCAGGAGCGGCUCUGCGCUGCAGCCGAGGAGGGCCAGCAGCGGCCUGACUGCCCCAUCAGCCCGGGGGCGGCUGGGGCGUCACCGCAGGCCUCAUCGGAUGAGGAGCGACAGAUGCGUAACGGCUCCCCUCCUCAUGAGGUGUUCCCUCAUGAAAAGGACGCACCGAUGCUCCUCCUGAACGACCGUCCUUCCUUCAGCUCCAAACCACCCAACAGACCCAGCGGUAUCCAUCACAUGGCUGAAGCGCAAACACAGCAUGGCGCAACUUCCUAUUCAGAGAAGGACAGACAAGGUGAUGGAGCUUUACGCAUCGACAUCAGUGUGCAUGAAAGAGAUCUGGAGAAUAUGGCCAAAGAGGAAUUGCAGAAGCAGCUGGUGGAGCAAGUGGAGCUGAGGAAGAAGUUGGAGAGAGAAUUUCAGCAUCUGAAAGAUAAUUUCCAGGAUCAAAUGAAGCGUGAGCUGUCCUACAGAGAGGAAAUGGUCCAGCAGUUGCAGAUUGUUCGAGACACUUUGUGCAGCGAGUUGGACCAAGAGAGAAAGGCUCGUUAUGCAAUACAGCAGAAACUAAAAGAAGCUCACGACGCCCUUCACCAUUUCUCCUGCAAGAUGCUCACUCCUCGUCAGUGCACUGGAGCCUGCACCUUCAAGUCACCUCUGCUGCCCCCCUAGUGCCACUGUCCUACAGCUGACUGCAACCCAGCCUGAUAAAAAAAAAACAAAAAAAAAAAAACAUGUUUGAAGAUCCAACCUCGAGAGCCUUCAUGUGUUCACCUCUUCCACCGAGGAUUCCUGCUGCAGCUGCUGGUGCCACUGCUCUGCAGAUACACCUCCAUCAAGGCUCUGGAGGAGAUGGAUUCUGCAGCAACCUCUCCUCCAAACAACUGGACUCUUAUGUUAAAGAGAUCAUGCUGUGAAUCAGAGGAUUGCUGAUGCAAAGCUGCAAAGCUAAAACCAAGGAGGUCGCUGAAUAAAAACUCUUUGCUCUUUCACUAUCUGAAGAGAAUAAUGCUACAUUAUUUAAAUAAAUAAAAAUAUAUAUAUCACGUGACAAUGUGCAAUGGCUUGUAAAAUUGUGAUUUUAAGUUCAACUCUCAUUUGUUAGAUUUGGUUGCAUAUGUUUUUACAUGUAUUUAUAAUGUUCCUUGGGUUUGUACACUGUGUAUGUCAUCAAGCACUUUAAAUGGACAACAUUUUUAAAUUUGGACACCAAAUUUGCUCCUCCAGUUUGUUUGCGUGUGUUAUGAAUACAGCACAUAGUUAUGAGCACUUACUGCAGCCGCCCUUCGGGUUUUUCACUUCAGAUUAUGGAGGCGAAAGAAGCACCAUUAAAAGGAAAAGAAAAUGCACUGACUGCUGGUUACGAAUGUUUGCUUCUCAUUUUUCUGUUUUCUUUUUCUGUUUCCUCUCAGUAAACUGAACCAAAACCUCCUCUGUUUUCUUUUUAUACAGAGAAAAACAAGCUCAAGUAUGAAUUGUUGCCACUCCUUUCUUUUUUCUCCUGUUUAUCUCCUGUACAAAUCCAAAUAAAACCUGAAAAGCUCUCUGGGCUUCAUGUCCCUCACUGCUCCUCUGCUCUCCUCCAGUGGGAGCCUGACACCUGCUGGCCUUUCUCCAGAACACCCCCCUUCCUCCUCCUGAGGGUGAUCGGAUUGCCUCACAUUGUGUUUGAGUUCAACAUGAUCUCUUUCAUUAGGCAACCAACAUCAGAGCAUGACAUGUCCAGUCAUCUUAUAAUGUUUGACGUGGAGUCAGGGAGGCGAGGUGGGGGUGGAGAUGGCGGUUCUGGGAGCAGGUUGAUCCACUGGUGAAAUCUAAUUCUUCAGAUGGGACGGCUAAUAGAUAUUGAUUACCCAGCUGGGGCCCUGGAUGCUUCAUACUGAGACGAUAUUCACAUAAUGUCACUAAUGCACAUUGAAUGCUAAUUUUCAGCCAACAUAAUUGCCCUCUGUGGCAAAGCUUGUUCCCUCUGAAUGCUAACAAGGAUGAGCAGCAUCAUAGUACAGUGGGAGCGACUUGGCUGGGGCCUCCCUGACAAUGAAGUGGUUAAAAACACUGAUGAAGUCUUUAUCUCUUUAAUCUUUUAUUUUAUUAUUUGAUCAUUCUUCUGUUUUUUGUAAUUAUUUAGGGUAUUCUUAUUUGACUUUCAAUGCUUGUUUUGUUAGUAAUGAGGUUUUGGCCUAUGGUUUGCAAUCAUUGGUUAAAUAAUAUUAAUUAUGUCUCUGAUGCAUUUUUUUAUGUUUUUUAUGUGUUCUAUAUCAUCAUUUUGUUCCUUUUUAUGUUAACUCAUGUCUCUGAAAGUCUGUCUUUUUUUUGCCCUCUUUUUUCUUAUUUAUUGUUUUUCAGAUUAUUGAACCUGAAAGCAGCUUCUUAUUUCCAGCUGUGACUUGAUUAAACAGAGGGCCCUUCCAAAGAGCUAUAAGAACAGACAGACAAGCUGUAUUCCUUUAAUGUUUGAGCCAUUUACAUUUUUUUCAUUUUAUUAUGCUUUUCUUUGUGGUUAUACAUAUGUAUGUGAUUUUUUUUUGUCUCCGUUUUUAUUUGUUCUUUGUGUUUUUAUGCUCUUUU